Messenger RNA from Ceratitis capitata (Mediterranean fruit fly), 332 nucleotides. It is a transcript of the gene RpL39, whose product is annotated as 60S ribosomal protein L39. NCBI's taxonomy places the organism in Eukaryota, Metazoa, Arthropoda, Insecta, Diptera, Tephritidae. The transcript has 3 exons. Gene Ontology annotation, molecular function: structural constituent of ribosome. The coding region runs from base 104 to 259 and encodes 51 amino acids. Gene Ontology annotation, biological process: translation. The record is from RefSeq and is a predicted model, not a curated record. Gene Ontology annotation, cellular component: ribosome; cytosolic large ribosomal subunit.
AUAGCUACUGUCUGGCAGCUCUUAAAUAUCGAGAAAAGCGGUUUUGAGUUUUGGACCAUAUUUACCAUCUUUCUUUUGUUGCUUGAUAGGCAAGGCGUAAAGAAUGGCAGCACAUAAAUCUUUCAGGAUUAAGCAAAAACUUGCUAAAAAACUGAAGCAAAAUCGUUCAGUUCCUCAAUGGAUUCGCUUGCGAACAGGAAACACCAUUAGAUACAAUGCUAAGAGACGUCACUGGAGACGUACCAAGUUGAAGUUGUAAACAGAUUAGCCACUAUACAUGUUAGUCUUUUGAGCAAGCAGUGCAACUUCAAUAAAAUUGUAAUAAAAUAAAA